UCUGCGCAGUGACACACGGAAAUGGGCCAUUCUCGUAAAAUAGUUGCUACAAAUGGAAGCCCAGGCUUCGUCUUCAACCUGCGAAGUAAAUGUUGCUCGAUAAUAUCGUUUUAGCCUGAUGACUGUUGAUUUGCAGGAGUGUCUUCAUUAGAAAGCAUGGCGGGAGCAUGGUCCAUCGGGGAUAAAAGGAUUCCCCCCAAGACAGUAGACCCUGGAGUGCCACUAUCCCCCAGCAAUGCCUCUAUGCCCAGCCUCACUAUCAACGUUACCGAAAUGCUUCGGUCCGGUUCUGGCACAGAGAGGAAGCCGGUUGCAAUCCGGCCCCCAGGCCCAAGGCCCCCAGGGGCCAAAGAACUGGAGUUCAGACGGGGGGUCUCCUGUGAACCAGCACCCAAACCCAUCAUCUGGGGCCGCUCUCGUUCUCUGCCCUCCCCUAACGAGAGGAGGCGGCAGUCUCGCAGUGCCAGGGUGCAUUUUGUGGACUCUCUGGGUGUGGAUCUGGAGGACGUGAAGGUUUUCAGAACCGGAGAAGACCCCUUUGUGCCACAUCAUGUCACAUUCAGGCUGUUGAUGGGCGCGGAGUUGGCGGGGGGAAAGAACCUGGAGAUUUCUCUGCCGUACCUGAAACCAGUGUUCCCCCAUCAGCCGGGAGACGACCCCGACUUCCUCACGUGUCUGCAGAAGCGGAAGGUGUGCCUGGAGCGGGUUUUGUGCUUCGAGUUGGGCAUCAUUGGCAUCACCCAGGUCGUCAACCUUGACUUUCAGAAAGAGGUCAGCGUGCGUUACUCUUUCACAGAAUGGAAGAGCUUCACAGAAACCAAGGCUUCAUGGGUGUCCACUGUCGCCAAGCCCCGGGAGGAAGAUGACGGCCAGCUCAGCUGUGACACAUUUCGUUUCCACUUGCCCGUGCCCCCUUUUCUGCAGGCUGGGGCGGGGCUGGAGUUUGCCAUCCGUUACAAAGUGUGUGGCACUGAGUUCUGGGACAACAACAAUGGACAGAACUAUAAGUUGAUCAACCAUAGCUACAAGCUAACAGUACCCAAGGAGUGUGAGGACAGCAUGGUGCACUUUAUUUAGAAAAGCACAUAAAAGGAAUAAAAAAAAUACAAUGGGCACUUUUGGAUUUUUUGUAGCAAGCAUUAGACAGCAGUUCAGUGCAGUUUAACAUAGAAGAAAAUACAACAUACUUCACUGAGACACAAAGUUUGGUUGCCAAACAUCAAUGCCACAAAAACACAGUGUGAAGGCACGGGUUUUGUAUUUGUAAAGGGGCACAUGUUUCCCUGUAGUGGAUGUUGGUUUUAACAAAUGCACUUUGAACUUAAAACUGAGCACAUUUUAUUGUGAAAUUCUGUAGGUGUUUUCUAACUGAAUUAUGCACUUUUACCAGUUAGUUUUCUACUGGUUGGAUGUGUUAUUUUAUUUUAUUAUAUUUUAAUCAUGUUUUUAGGUGAUUAAUUGUGAAACAACCCUUGCUGAUUUGUAGUAUGCUACAAUACUGAAACGAGAUUUGUUGCCAAACAUUCUACUAUGCAAAUAAUUUGAUGAUGGGGCAAGUUUAACAUCAGGCCCCUGAAUCGUUAGCCUAGCAAAUACACUGUUAUACACUGAUCCUCACUUGUACUAAUGUAAAACACAGACUUGAGUAAAACUGGAUCGAUGAAUUUGAA
Messenger RNA from Hypomesus transpacificus, 1670 nucleotides. RefSeq names its product protein phosphatase 1, regulatory subunit 3Da (gene ppp1r3da). Bases 157 to 1077 code for a protein of 306 amino acids. Gene Ontology annotation, biological process: regulation of glycogen biosynthetic process. Gene Ontology annotation, cellular component: protein phosphatase type 1 complex. The record is from RefSeq and is a predicted model, not a curated record. Gene Ontology annotation, molecular function: glycogen binding; protein phosphatase 1 binding. NCBI's taxonomy places the organism in Eukaryota, Metazoa, Chordata, Actinopteri, Osmeriformes, Osmeridae. The transcript has 2 exons.